Coregonus clupeaformis (lake whitefish) is the source of this 1184-nucleotide messenger RNA. It is a transcript of the gene asf1bb, whose product is annotated as anti-silencing function 1Bb histone chaperone. NCBI's taxonomy places the organism in Eukaryota, Metazoa, Chordata, Actinopteri, Salmoniformes, Salmonidae. The transcript is spliced from 4 exons. The coding region runs from base 389 to 997 and encodes 202 amino acids. The record is from RefSeq and is a predicted model, not a curated record. Gene Ontology annotation, molecular function: histone binding. Gene Ontology annotation, cellular component: nucleus. Gene Ontology annotation, biological process: DNA replication-dependent chromatin assembly.
CUGCUGAUUUUCGUGACGUGACUACGACCAUUUCCGAAAGCACUGGCGGGAGUGCAAAUUGUAUUCUCUAGUUACAACAUAAUUACAAAGAAAAAAACGCUGCAAAAGCAAGCUUUUGUUGAAGUUAUUUUGAAAAACGAAUCUAGCGCUAAGCAGGUGUUAUAUUGCAAGCAAUUGAAAUUGUCCAAGUUUUCAGGAGAGAAGACGGCAACAACCAUCAGAAGACGCCACACACGUAACGUUAUCUUUAGUCAAAGAGACUGAAUGGUUAGCUAGCUUCAUAUUUCCCGUCCUGCCUUUAUCUGCAACGUCAAGGGAGAUAAACGAGCUAAAUUCUAGUCAUUUUCAAAUAAUUCAUCUGCUAGGCUUGCAAGGCUACUGUAAAGACAUGGCUAAAGUUCAAGUGUUGAAUGUCGCUGUGUUGGACAACCCAAGUCCUUUUGGGAACCCGUUUCAGUUCGAGAUUACGUUCGAAUGCAUGGAGGAUUUACCGGAGGACCUGGAGUGGAAGAUCAUCUAUGUGGGCUCAGCAGAGACUGAGGAGUAUGAUCAGACUCUGGACUCAGUUCUGGUCGGACCAGUACCGGCAGGCAGACACAUGUUCGUGUUCCAGGCAGAUGCCCCCAACACCGGGCUGAUUCCUGAGAGUGAUGCUGUGGGGGUAACCGUGGCACUCAUCACCUGUACCUACAACGGACAGGAGUUCAUCCGUAUCGGUUACUAUGUCAACAAUGAAUACACCGACCCAGAGCUCCGAGAGAACCCACCGGUCAAACCAGACUACACACAGCUGCAGAGGAACAUCCUGGCCUCUAACCCCCGUGUGACCCGGUUCCAUAUCAACUGGGAUGGCUGUUCAGACAAGAUGGAGGACAGUGAGAACGUUGACCCCUCCCCCAACAGCAGUAGCAGCAUGCUGCCUCCCUCCUCCUCCUGUUUACCUGGCAAGGUUUUAUCUGUAGGACUGAUGCCUGAUAACUCUAUGGACUGUCUGUAGAACCCAGCCACCCCACCAGCAUUGCCUUACUGCGUUCUGCUCCAGCAGUCUCCAGUCUUUGGCAGGAAGGAUGAGUCACUGUUAUAAACCACCUGUACUAUAGGGUUCACUGUCUCCAUCCUUCACACAGCAACAUCUCUCGGUGUCUCUCUCUGUCUCUCUCUCGGUCUCUCUCUCUCUCUGUCUC